GGACCGUUUAAAUUAUCGUUUCCAAGUCCUAAGCCAUUUCGCUCUCGCUACGAGUUCCUCUCUCUCUUUGCUUUGGCACAGUCACUCGUUCUUCCGAUCAAAUUUCUACUCCUCGGAGAUUCGCUAAUGCGUCCUGUUUCGAUCGCUCCAUCCAGUUUCAUCUAUUUAUCUGCACUUCGCUGCCGCUCGACGCCGACGCCGAUAUUGACUGGUUAUCUUCCAUGGUCAGAAAUUGUUAGAUGAAAUGGUAGAUUUUUCUACGUUGGAAUAAAAUAAUGGUCUGGAUAGCAUUAUUUGGAACAAGCCAUUGUCGAGUAGGAAUUGGGAUAUUAUGCAUUUGUCCCUCUAUGCCAAGGAGUUAUGGAAGGUGAUAAGACUAUCUCAACACCUUCAGACAAUCCUGAGGUUCGUGAUCAGAGGAUUCGUGCUCUCCAUGGGAGAACUAGUGGCCCAACAAGACGUUCAACGAAAGGACAGUGGACAGCUGAAGAGGAUGAAACUUUGCGACAAGCAGUUGAUCAUUUCAAAGGCAAGAACUGGAAGAAAAUAGCUGGAUAUUUCAAGGAUCGGACUGAUGUACAAUGUCUGCAUAGGUGGCAAAAGGUUUUAAAUCCCGAGCUUGUCAAAGGUCCAUGGUCUAAAGAGGAGGAUGAAAUUAUCAUUGAACUGGUGAAUAAAUAUGGACCAAAAAAGUGGUCCACAAUUGCAACACAUUUACCUGGUCGUAUUGGUAAGCAAUGCCGAGAAAGGUGGCACAAUCACCUCAAUCCUAAUAUAAACAAAGAAGCAUGGACCCAAGAAGAGGAGUUAGCUUUAAUUCGUGCUCAUCAAAUUUAUGGCAACAGAUGGGCAGAGCUAACAAAGUUCUUACCUGGAAGGACAGACAAUGCCAUAAAAAACCACUGGAACAGUUCUGUCAAAAAGAAAUUGGAUUCUUACUUGGCCUCAGGCUUGCUCACACAAUUUCAAGAUCCAGUUCCCGCUGGCCAACCAAACCAACUGCUAGUUUCAUCUUCGAAGGUGCUUGGUAGUGGAAAUGACUGUGGUUUGAAUGGAAUGGACACAGAGGAGAUUUCAGAGUGCAGUCAAGAUGCAACAGUUGCUGAUAGCUUUCUGAGCGAUCCAGCAUGUGCGACUCUGAAUAUGAGAAAGGAAUUUCAGUUGAUUGAGGAUUUAGGGUUGGGAAAGGAGCAAAGUUCCAGCCCAGUAUCCAGUUCAGAACCCUGCUACCCUCCUCCCAUGGAAGUAAUUACUUGUCCCAUUGCUGAGUUUGCUCAAGAAACGGAUCACUCUUUGUCACCUUCACGGAAAAAUCUCUCGCAUGAUUGUAGAACAACUUCAAAUAGGGAGUACCAAUGUGAUUUGAAUGAGUUUCCCAACAUCUCUUCGUUACAAUUGGGUAAAGAAGCAUCACAGUUUCAAUCAAUUGGUAAUGGGACGGAUGAGAGUCAUGGAGCUGGCGAUUCUGCUGAAACUUCUUUAAUGAUCAAAGGAGCUGCGGCUUCUGCUCAAGCAGAGUGCAUGUUUAUAUCUGAUGAUGAAUGUUGCAGGGUCCUAUUCUUAGAUCCAAAAAGUGACAGAUGCGAUCUGACUAGUAAUCUUAAAGAAGGACCUUGUAUAUCUGAAAUGUGUGAUUAUGAAGUUCCAGUACACUCCUUGGGAACUCCAAAAGUGGAAAAUAAUCAUGCUUCGGCUUCACAAACAUAUAACCAUCCUUCAGGAACUGAUGUGCAGGAGAAAAAUUCCUUCUGUCAAUCCGGCAUGCUGAUUCCAUCCAUGGUUUCUGUCAAUAGUGACAUGAUUUUAUUAGGUGGUACUGGAUCCAACCAACUAAUUGUAGAAGCCCUAGAGCACAAAUGUGUACGUAGCCAGUUGAAUGGGUUUGUCUAUCAUGGUGGAACAUCCAAGCCUUCCUAUUUUGAUGUUGCAGAUAACCCAGAAAUGCAAGAACGGCCUGGUGGAUCAGAAGACCUGCCAAAACCAGUUAGUGUGGAUACAUUUGCAACAGCAGCAGCAGAUGGCACAGGUACUUGUACUCGAUCAGACGAAAGAGCAAAACAAAAUGACGAACAUCAAGACUCGGGAGCUCUUUGUUAUGAGCCUCCUCGUUUUCCAAGUUUAGAUGUUCCCUUUUUCAGCUGUGAUCUCAUACAGUCUGGAAAUGAAAUGCAGGAAUACAGCCCACUGGGUAUUCGCCAGUUGAUGAUGCCUUCUCUAAAUUCUGUUACUCCAUUUAGAUUAUGGGAUUCACCAUCUCGUGAUACUAGUCCAGAUGCUGUACUGAAAAGCGCUGCCAAAACUUUCGCCAGUACUCCAUCCAUUUUGAAGAAACGUCACCGUGAUUUAAUGUCUCCACUUUCUGAAAGAAGAAUUGACAAAAAGCUUGAAACCGAUGUGACAUCCAGUUUGACCGAAAACUUUUCACGUUUGGAUGUUGUGUUCAAUGAUGGGUCUGAUAAAGCUUCUAUAUUUUCUCCAUCUAACCUGAAAAAGAGUACUGGAGAUUCUGCUGAAGACAAAGAAAAUAUGUGUUGUACCUUCGAAGAAAGAAAAGAGAAGAAAGAUGAUAGUAAUGAAUCUCUAGACAUCAUGGUUUCAGAGAACAGUUUUCCCAAAAGUUGUUCCCAAGACUAUACAAAACAAGGGACUGCUGAUACCGAGAUGGCAGCUGAAAUUGUACCUCCUGGAGUCCUGGCUGAACAUGAUGCCAAUGACUUGCUACUCCACUCUAUUGAUCAAAAAGCUCUCAAUUCAAGUACGGGAAUUAAGAAACGACACUGUCUAAGCAGAUUGGAAGAUGCAUCAAUUCCGGACAAUGUUUCGAAUGUGAUGACGGGCGAACUACCUGUCACUUCAUCUGCUUUCCUUGAGAAGAUAGAUUCUACUCGGCCACAGACUACGGCCACUCCGUUACCUGGAGCUGGUGAAACUCCAUUUAAGAGAAGUAUCGAAUCCCCUUCAGCAUGGAUGUCUCCUUGGUUUUUCAAUUCUUUCCUACCCGGCCCAAGGAUCGAUACAGAAAUAUCGAUCGAGGACAUUGGAUACUUUUCGAGCCCUAAGGAAAGAAGCCUUGAUGCAAUUGGGUUGAUGAAACAAGUAAGCGAGCGAACGGCAGCUGCAUGUGCCAACGCUCAUGAGGUAUUGGGAAAUGAAACUCCAGAUACACUACUCAAGGGAACGCGUAUGAAGCAUCUCCAUUGUGAUCAAACUGUUCUGGCAGAGUGUCGGGUGCUGGACUUCAGCGAAUGUGGGUCCCCAGGGAAAGUGGGGACAGAGUGCGUGAAAACUACAGCUGCGACCACGCUACCAAUAGCAAGUCCCCACCCUUCUUAUCUUCUCAAAGGCUGCAGAUAACAAAUCUAUCUGGUACCACCACCCACUUCCCCCUCCUUUUUCCAAUUUCUAAAUGUAAUGUGUUUAUGUUCAUGUCAUUCAAUACAAGGAAAAGGAGAAAAAAAAUGCAUGUGUUUACUUGUAAUUCCAGAUUAUUAAUCUGAACCGAUGGCAUCCACUUGAAUGAAAAAAGCCUCAUUUUAAGGGCA
Molecule: messenger RNA, 3542 nt
Organism: Benincasa hispida (wax gourd)
Lineage: Eukaryota; Viridiplantae; Streptophyta; Magnoliopsida; Cucurbitales; Cucurbitaceae
Product: transcription factor MYB3R-1-like
Biological process (GO): regulation of DNA-templated transcription
Cellular component (GO): nucleus
Molecular function (GO): RNA polymerase II cis-regulatory region sequence-specific DNA binding; DNA-binding transcription factor activity, RNA polymerase II-specific
Source: RefSeq, a predicted model, not a curated record